CUUCAUCACCCAUAGCUUAAACUUCAUGUUAGUGUGUAAUUUUUGAGUGGUGCGUCAUUUUUGAUAAAUGUUCUAUAUUUUUUAAUAUUUGUGAUUUAAUAAAUUGUUUACCGUGGGAAGAGAUUAUUCACUUCAAUAAACAUGAUGGACGACGCGGUCGUUUCCUAUUAGACCGUUUCGAUUUUCUUUAUUGUCGAAGAAUAAUAACAAUAGCACUGAAUUAAGAAACCAUUACACACAGCUCUCUUGGUCAAGAGAGCGCAGAAUCUCUAUAGCGACCCCUGUUGCUCAUCAGCCAGAGGCCUCUACGCCGCGCGCAGAAGACGCAUCUUGAGAAAACAUGAAAAUGGUGCUGUCACAACGGCAACGCGAAGAACUUAAUAAAGCAAUCGCGGACUACCUUAGCAGUAAUGGCUUCAGCGAGGCUUUGGAAGCGUUCAAGAAAGAAGCCGGCAUGCCGGCCAACAAUGAUGUAGAACGUAAAUUUGUCGGUAUUCUGGAAAAGAAAUGGACGUCAGUUAUACGCCUCCAGAAAAAGGUGAUGGAACUUGAAGCAAAAUUAGCUGAAACUGAAAAAGAAUUUAUAGAAGGUGCACCAACGCGGGCUAAACGCAGUCCGGCGGAAUGGAUUCCUCGCUCUCCUGAAAGUUUCAGUCUUGUGGGACACAGGGCAACUAUAACAAAGGUGAUAUUUCAUCCUGUAUUUAGUGUAAUGGUUUCAUCAAGUGAAGAUGCAACUUUAAAAGUUUGGGAUUUCGAAACAGGAGAACACGAACGAACGUUAAAAGGUCACACGGAUUCAGUACAAGACAUGUCAUUUGAUCAAAAUGGAAAAAUGCUGGCAUCUUGUAGUGCUGAUAUGUCUAUAAAAUUAUGGGACUUUCAACAAACGUAUGAAUGCGUUAAAACUUUACAUGGGCACGAUCACAAUGUGUCCUCUGUAGCCUUUGUCCCUGCUGGUGAUUAUGUGAUAAGUGCUAGCCGCGAUAAGACUAUUAAAAUGUGGGAGGUAGCAACUGGAUACUGUGUAAAAACAUAUGUGGGCCAUCGAGAGUGGGUUAGGAUGGUUAGAGUGUCUGUUGAUAGUUUACUAUUUGCUUCAUGCUCUAAUGACCAGACAGUUCGUAUCUGGAUGACGAACUCUAAAGAAUGCAAGGCUGAAUUAAGAGAACAUGAUCAUGUGGUCGAAUGUAUAGCUUGGGCUCCUGAAUCUGCAUCAUCUGCAAUAAAUGAAGCAGCUGGAGCUGAUAAUAAAAAAGGUGCCCAUCAGGGACCAUUUUUGGCAUCUGGAUCACGAGACAAAACUAUUAGGAUGUGGGAUGUUAGCUCUGGUCUGAGCUUGUUCACUCUAAUGGGGCAUGACAAUUGGGUCCGCGGCAUCGCUUUUCAUCCUGGUGGUAAAUUCAUGUUGUCCGCAAGUGAUGACAAAACGCUACGAAUUUGGGACUUACGAACUAAACGUUGCGUUAAAGUCCUUGGUGCUCAUUUACAUUUUUGCACGUCUGUUGAUUUUCAUAAAUCUCGUCCAUAUGUUAUAACUGGAAGUGUUGAUCAGACGGUGAAAGUAUGGGAGUGUCGUUAAGUUUGUAGAAAAUCUGCUUUAACUAUAUAAUACCUACCCUGAACCUAAUUCUGUGAGUAAUAAGUACUUUAUUCAUGUGUUUCGUUUUGGAUCAUUUGUUUUGGAUGGGGGCAAAAUUGUUUCCAGAUUUAAUAGCUUUUGUUAAAAGUGUCCCAAAAAUUAUCUGGAUGUUUAUUUUGCUACUCAUCAACCAUUUUGAUCAUACAGCGCAAGUAUUUCUUUUGCUUCAGAGGACUGGGAAGGUUUUGUGUACAAUAUAAAUGUAAUAUUUUUAAUAUUUUAAUAAUUAUCCUGUUUAGUGCAGAAUUUUAUUAUUUAGUAAUUUAUUCAGUGAUUUUAUUGUAAACAAAAUGGUAUUCCUGUAUUAAUAUUUAUAGUCAUUUUAUUUGAAAAAAAAAAAAAUUCAUUUUUAUUUGUCAGUGUAAAAUGCUUCAUUAAAUCUAUUAGAACACAUAUUAGGGUUAAAUAUAAAAACCUAUAAGCCAAAACCAUGGUUAAUUUGUAAGUAAAUUGGAUAAAAUAGAACUUUGUUAAUGAAAGUAUAUUGGGAUGUGAUAAUUGUUUUAUUUUUCUAUAAAACAAUUUAACAUGUUAUUUUGUAAAUCUGGGCUUUAAACAACCGAUUCAUAGGUUGCUGAAAAUAUUUAAAUUAUAAAUAAAGAAGUUCAGUUUAGGAAUUGACAAUAUGGCAAAGCCGUCUUGACUUGUCAAUUUAUUUAGUACUAUAGAACAGAUAUGGAUUGUAGCUAGUUUUGAUCGACUUUUGUACCAUCUUUUAUGAUGUACCUAACAUCAUAUUUGAAAUUUAUUUUUAAAUUCAAAUCAUGUGCGAUAUGCUAAUUCUGCAUGUUGAAUUCGAGUGUUCUUCAAACAAUUAUCAGAGUCCAACAAUUUAUUAGUUUCCUAAAUUCAGAUGGUUGGUAAAAAUAUUAUUUUAUUUCAUCAAGAAAUAUUUGUUGUAUUACUACUAACACAAGUAAAAAGAAUGUAUAUAUUUAAUAUGAAAAUAAUGCAGAACUGAAUGUAGUGGUUUGAAUUAUAAAUGAAUAAACAAAAAUUGAUUUCAAAUUUUUAGUUUUCUGAUAGUUUUCAGAGAAUUUUAGUAGCGUAUCUUUGUGGACUGUGUGAAUCGGCUUUUGAAAUAUGUGAUAUGACUGUCCUACAAGAUUGAUUUUUUAUUUAUAUCAGGUGAAGAUGAAAGCAUAUUGCACAAGAAGCUGUUGAUUUUUUAAAAUUUAAUUUGAUAUGUAUAUAUGUAUAUGGGUUACUGCCAAAUUGCACUGAUAUUACAAAACUUUGG
Ctenocephalides felis (cat flea) is the source of this 2882-nucleotide messenger RNA. It is a transcript of the gene Lis-1, whose product is annotated as lissencephaly-1 homolog. Lineage: Eukaryota; Metazoa; Arthropoda; Insecta; Siphonaptera; Pulicidae. The record is from RefSeq and is a predicted model, not a curated record. Gene Ontology annotation, molecular function: protein binding. The transcript is spliced from 10 exons. Gene Ontology annotation, cellular component: cytosolic [4Fe-4S] assembly targeting complex. Bases 341 to 1582 code for a protein of 413 amino acids. Gene Ontology annotation, biological process: iron-sulfur cluster assembly.